UAUCGAGAGUAGCUCCAUUUUAUUUUUCUUUGGUCUUUAAUCUCUAAUUCUUGUCAACACAGCCAUCAAAUCUAUCAAUUGUUACAGUAUUUGGGUGUAAAGAUGCCUCCCGAGAAAAGGAACAAUUUCCUAGACGCAGAUGAAAGCGAAGAUGACGGUAGUCAAGGUUAUGAUUCCGAGAUCGAACAAUUACACAAAGGUGGCCGAAUCGCAAAGCGUCGCAAAUUGAGCGACGAUGCUGCCAGCGACGAAGAUGACGAGCACAGCGCCGAAGAAGAAAUUGGAGAUAAUGACAUUGUAGAAGAAGACGGCGACGACGACGACGACGAAGUGGAAGACGACUUCCCUACAAAGUCCAAUAGCGCUAAGCUGAAGCCCGAAGAUUUACAAACAGAAUUGCCUGAUAUCUCACGUCCACUUACCAAAAAGAAUUUGGUCGCUACGGAAAAGGCAAUCAAGAAAUCCGGCCUCGUUUAUCUCUCGCGCAUACCACCUUUCAUGAAGCCUAUGAAGCUACGAUCACUCCUCGAACCAUAUGGCAAAAUUAACAGGAUCUUCCUCACUCCCGAAGACCCUCAGGAACGUUCUCGACGUAUUCGACAAGGUGGAAAUAAAAAACACAUGUACACCGAUGGGUGGGUGGAAUUUGUCGAAAAGAAGGAUGCUAAGAAAGCUGUCGAUCUGUUGAAUGCCCGAACGAUAGGAGGGAAAAAGAAUAGUUAUUAUCGGGACGACAUCUGGAACCUUCUCUAUUUGAAGGGGUUUAAAUGGCACAACCUCACGGAGCAGAUCAAUUCGGAAAUGGCCGAAAGGACGAGCAGAAUGAGGGCAGAAAUCAGCAAAUCAACUAAGGAGAACAAGGAGUUUGUAAGGAACAUCGAGAAAGCCAAAGUGUUGGGAGGGAUACAGGCCAAAGCAGCCGCAAAAAGGAGCAGGGGUGAAGACGACACUACUAAAUCUGUGCCUAUUACAACAAAAGAUUCGGAAGAUUAUAGGAAUAUGCGGAAAUUUAAGCAAGCUUCUGUGGGGAGGAAUGGAGUGGAAAAGGCCCCCGAGGAAGCCAAACGAGUCCUCAGUCAGCUUUUUUGA
Messenger RNA from Annulohypoxylon maeteangense, 1089 nucleotides. RefSeq names its product Pre-rRNA-processing protein ESF2. Gene Ontology annotation, molecular function: RNA binding. The record is from RefSeq and is a predicted model, not a curated record. Lineage: Eukaryota; Fungi; Ascomycota; Sordariomycetes; Xylariales; Hypoxylaceae. The coding region runs from base 103 to 1089 and encodes 328 amino acids. The transcript has a single exon. Gene Ontology annotation, cellular component: nucleolus. Gene Ontology annotation, biological process: endonucleolytic cleavage to generate mature 5'-end of SSU-rRNA from (SSU-rRNA, 5.8S rRNA, LSU-rRNA); endonucleolytic cleavage in 5'-ETS of tricistronic rRNA transcript (SSU-rRNA, 5.8S rRNA, LSU-rRNA); small-subunit processome assembly.